AAUAUCAAAGUGCAAGUGCAAAGAAGGAUUACCAGGAUAACGCCACUUGGAUAGCCACAGCAUUUUUUUUUUUGAGCACGUGAUACUAAAGUGAAAUUGUGAGAAAUGCAUUUGCCCACGGGACCCACCCUGGUGGCCAAUACGUCCGCCCACACCCAGGUCCUGGCCGCGGCAGCAGCAGCGGCAGCGGCCGCAGCGGCGGCCACAAAUGUUAGCCAGGGCAACAUCAGCACACAUUCGGCCAGCAGUACGGGCAGCUCCACGCCGGACAAUAGCCAUCACAGCAGCAGCAACAACAACACCAGCAACACCAGCAACAACAACAACAACAACAACAACACGAGCAGCAGCAACAACAACAACAACAACAGCUCAAACAGCUCCAAUGCGAAUACGGCGAAUCUGGCGAAAAUGCCCAGCUCAAUGACGGACAUGUUCGCCAGCCUGCACGAGAUGCUCCAGGAAUAUCACGGCGAAUUGGCCCAGACCGGCUCGCCGUCGAUCCUGUGCAGCGCCCUGCCCAAUCACUGGCGCUCCAACAAAUCGCUGCCGGGCGCCUUCAAGGUGAUCGCCCUGGACGAUGUGCCCGACGGCACCCUCGUCUCGAUCAAGUGCGGCAACGAUGAGAACUACUGCGGCGAAUUGCGCAACUGCACCACCACGAUGAAGAAUCAGGUGGCCAAAUUCAAUGAUCUGCGCUUCGUCGGACGCUCCGGCCGUGGUAAAUCGUUUACGCUGACCAUCACCAUCGCCACCUAUCCGGUGCAGAUCGCCAGCUACAGCAAGGCCAUUAAAGUAACGGUCGACGGGCCGCGGGAGCCAAGAAGUAAGCAAAGCUAUGGCUAUCCACAUCCCGGCGCAUUUAAUCCCUUCAUGCUGAACCCCGCCUGGCUGGAUGCGGCGUACAUGACCUACGGCUAUGCGGACUACUUCCGGCAUCAGCAGGCCGCCGCCGCUGCAGUGCAUCAUCCGGCGCUGUCCAAGGCCGCCACCUCGCCCAAUGGAAGCAACAGCGGCGUCAUUUCGCCGGGCGCUGCUGGUGGCGCCGCCAUGCCCACCGCCGCCUCCUCCGCCGUUGUGGCCGCCGCCGCCGCUGCCGCCGACUAUCCGCCGGCGCCGCCAGUGGUGGGCGUGCCAGUGGGCGGUGUGGUGCCACCCGGCUCCAUGAUGCCCUCGCCGCCGGGCGGUCCGCCAGCGUCCGCGUACGCAAUGCCCCAGUUUCCGUUCAAUCAUGUGGCCGCCGCCGCUGCCGCCGCCGCGCAUCAGAGCCAAAAGGCCACGCCCCACGCCUUCCAUCCGUACAACUUUGCGGCCGCCGCGGGCCUGAGGGCGCGCAAUGCCGCCGCCGCUGCACUGCAUCACGGCGGUUUGAGUGGCGCCGAAACGGCGCACAUGAGCCCCGCCUCGUCGCGCCCAUCGAGCUCCUCGCCCACGCCCACGCCCACAUCCAUGCCGCACGUGCUGCUCAAGCUGAACACCUCCAUCGAGACGAGCUCCAUCCACGAACAGUCCGCCUCGGAUGCGGACUCCGACGACGAACAGAUCGAUGUGGUCAAGUCCGAGUACGAGCUGGACAAGUCCAUCGACUCGACGCGCAGCUCGCCCACCCAGCAGAUCUCCGUGCCGCUGCGUAUGCGCUGCGACCUGAAAGCCCCGUCCGCCCUGAAGCCGCUCUACCACGAGUCGUCCGCAGCGGCAGCGGCGGCGGCAGCAGCAGCGGCGGCGGCAGCGGCAGCAGCGGUGGCCGCCGUCCACGCUCCGCGCCAGGCAUCGCCCGAGACGACGCUGCCGGCGGCAACCAAGCUGAAGAAUGCCGUUGUCCAGCAGAAGACCGUGUGGCGGCCAUAUUGAGCAGGAGUCGCAGCAGCAGCACACACACACAAUACAUACACACACACACACACACAGCGUGAUAUGGAGCAGGAUGCAGAAAGCAGGCGCAGAGCGGCAGCAACAUUGUGAUAUAGUCAUAUAAGUUAGGCACAGCACAAAUGAG
Messenger RNA from Drosophila navojoa, 1996 nucleotides. It is a transcript of the gene run, whose product is annotated as segmentation protein runt. The record is from RefSeq and is a predicted model, not a curated record. Gene Ontology annotation, cellular component: nucleus. Gene Ontology annotation, molecular function: RNA polymerase II cis-regulatory region sequence-specific DNA binding; ATP binding; DNA-binding transcription factor activity, RNA polymerase II-specific. Gene Ontology annotation, biological process: regulation of DNA-templated transcription. Lineage: Eukaryota; Metazoa; Arthropoda; Insecta; Diptera; Drosophilidae.